This is a messenger RNA of Ornithodoros turicata, 525 nucleotides long. RefSeq names its product antimicrobial peptide microplusin-like. Bases 66 to 386 code for a protein of 106 amino acids. The transcript is spliced from 6 exons. NCBI's taxonomy places the organism in Eukaryota, Metazoa, Arthropoda, Arachnida, Ixodida, Argasidae. The record is from RefSeq and is a predicted model, not a curated record.
UGGCACAAGUUUACUAGAGAGCACGCAGUGUCUGCGAGAGAGUAAAAGACACCUACUGCUCAACCAUGAAGGGUCUCUUUGGCGUUGCUGUUCUGGCCGCGGUUGUUCUGCUGGCGUCGGCUCACCAUCUGGAGUUGUGCAAAAAAAGCGACCAGGAACUCAAGGAUGAGCUGGCGUGUAUACGAGAAGAUGCCUCAGAAGAACUCGAGACGAAGUUGGACCGCGUGAACAGUCAACUCCAGUGCGACAGUGACCUCUGCAGCGUCCGUAAGCUGUGCGCUGCACCCGACUUCGAGACAGCUCUGAAGAGGUUCUUCACUGAGAGUGAAAUCCAAGAAUUGCACGAUCUCGCAGACUACUGCGACGUACACCACCACCACCAUUGAGUCGAAGGUUUGAGAGGACAUAUACCCGGAAGUGAGGUCACGCAAGCCUUCGAAGAAAAAACAAGCACCCGAAAACUUGUGUGUAUGCUCGUUAUUGAAAUUCGACUUAUGAAUAAAGUGUCGUCGACGUUUGUCGGAA